Molecule: messenger RNA, 1383 nt
Organism: Lagopus leucura (white-tailed ptarmigan)
Lineage: Eukaryota; Metazoa; Chordata; Aves; Galliformes; Phasianidae
Exons: 2
Coding region: 79-1383 (434 amino acids)
Source: RefSeq, a predicted model, not a curated record
CCAAAAGAUAAUUAGGAGGUUUGUGUUGUGUUCUGUUGUUUCUUUACCUGUUAGAGGCUGGUUCUGUCGAGCGACAGCAUGGGGAGCAACUUCAGCAUGCAGACCUGCUGUGGGACCUGCGGGAGUUAUAAGAAGCAGGAGGAAGUGAAUGAGGAGAGUAGUGAGACCAAGCCAAUUCUGCACACCUCAGGGGACACACCAAUGCAUACUGAUACACAGCCUUCCCCACCAGCCCUGGAAGCCUCUGAACAAAUCUCUGAAGAAGCUCAGUCAUUCUGCCGGGACCAACAGCUGUCAGCUGAUAUUGCAGAGGAGAGCAUGGAGACCUGCUGUCCUGCAGAUCCUGUGGGAAUGACUGAGGAACAGAAGGCAGCCUGGAGCUCUGUGGAUUUCUUGGUGGCAUCCUCAGACAGGGAGACCAAAGAAGAGGCUGAAGUUCUGGAUCAGCAAGAAAGAGAGAAAGCAUGUAAUACAGAAGAGAAAAUAAAACCUACUCCUUAUGAUGAGGCCCAGCUGGCUAUGCACACAGCUCAGGAUCUGAAGCUUGUUGCAGAUGUAGGACAGCCUGCUGAACAGGCUGGGGCUGGCAGUGAGGAUGGCCCGUAUGCUGGAAUAACUCCCCAAGAAAUAAAUAUUCUUGAGCUCAUGGAAAGCGCAUGGAAAACUGCAGCUGCUCAAGACUUUGAGAUCAAGCCUCCCAUGGAGACUGGUGAGAGUUUCACAGGAUGGAACUCGCCACUCUGUGCUGUGCAAAAGAUGGCAAAAGAGGCUGAGACCAACCUUCCUGCUGGGCACACAGAGCAGGCAGGCAGGGCUGGCCUUGCUGAAGGAAGAACUCAACUCACUGAGAGUGUCCAGAUCGCAUCUCCUGCAAAGGCUGCUUCUCUAAUGAAUGUGCAGGCUGCAGAGGAGACUGAGAACAUAGUGGAUCCUUCAGAAGCCAUAGAGAAUGCUGUGGCAGAGAUGCACUCUACUUCUGCAGUGCCACAAGAAACCCUAUAUCCAGAAGGGUCAGCCAACCAGCUGCUUGACUUCUUACAGCAAGAGACUCAGUCUGGUGUGCCAGCUGCACAAGGGGUGCAGAGCCAAAGCUGUGCAGAAUCUGCUGAAUUGAGUGAGGUUUUAAGUGAUGAAGACCAGCAAGUCCUCAGUGAUACAGUGGGAAGUGAGGAGAGCAGGGAAUGUGAGCUAGAAACUCCAGCAGAUGAGGCAGAGCCACAGGAGAGGGUUGUGCAACAAAUGCUGCAGCUUCCAGAAGAACUGCUUUGUGCCCAGGUGCCUGCAGAGGAAGAAGCUGAGUGUCUUAGUGUGGCACCCUUCCUGCCUGGGCACUUCAUGCCUGGGAGUGAAGGAGAUGUACAGGCUGAAAAUGCUGAAGCUUGA